AGACUUGGAUCUUCUACGACGCAGAGUUCUGGACGAACCCCGAGAAGUUUUCCGCACACUGAGCAGAAGGUAUGAAAAAUGACAAUCAUGUGAGAAAGUGGAUCUACUGGUGAUCAUGAUGUGCCAAAGAUGCAAUGACAACUUACCCGUGCCAGUUCUCUUUCAAGCAGCCUAGUUUUGGCUUGGUGCCUGUAUCCAGAGACGUUCGCGGCAGCGUCCUUAACGUCUCAGAGACUCUCGUGGGUGCUGGAACGCUGCAGGAAGUAAGAACACCAUCUCUGCGACACUAAGGUUUGCUCGGGACAGUUUUGACCCUAAACUAAGUGGCUCUAAGCUUCUCAUCCUGUCUAAAGACACAACUCUGUUUAUCUUUGUUUAAACCUCCUACCCACCAGCUUUUCCACACACAAAAGCUAAAGACAUAUCACAAUAAGAAAGGUCUAUACUCUAUGCUACUGUAGUGUGUGGACUGAACAUGGGUCAGAGUGACUUUUGCCCAGGGUCAGACACCUGGUUCUUACCUCUCAGCAUCAACCUGCAGUUUUUUAAACACUGUCUGCAGAGUCUCCUCCUCGCAGUCCUUCCCUGCUGCCUCCAUGUUGGGAGGAGGCUGCUCCGACUAGCCACCCAGCUGGAACACACAUUAUACAGAUAAAAACACAUUUCUUUCAUAUUUGGAGGGAAUAUUUACCAGCGGUUAAUAGGCUGCUCUGUUAAGUCGGUGUGCGGCUCUGUUUAUAUCAAGAGGUGCUUCAUCGAUCCCAUGAUGGUUUUCAGGUUACUUUUAAGAGAUCCGGACAGAUCACAUGGGGGUAACAUUUGAGCACACAUUUUUUAGAGCUAAAUUACUCAUAAAUGGAUGAACGCUGUUUAACCUAACUCUUGAUGCAUGGAUUACUGUUUCAUGGUUCCUUUAAGGCAUUCUAACAUUUAAGGUGAAAUUUCAGAAAACCACACACACACAAAAUGUACUAACAAGUUGCUGUCUGACAGGAUAUACUAAACACGUGUGAAGUCCACAGAGUUCCCAUUCAUGUUUGUUGAACUUUUUCUUCAAUUGAAUAUCAGCUCCAAAAUCCACCUCAGUGACUAACGACAGUGUCACAGUGUGUCGUUUCUCACUUUUUUUGUAAAAUGUCCAGUCCAGUGAAUUCAGUCUCAUUUUAUUUGUGCUGUGUGUUGGUUCAGUUCCCUGCCCUCACAAGACCCCUUUCAUACUAAUCCUUCCCUUGAUCUCCAACUCGGACAACAACGACUAGUGCGAGUCAUCGCUGAAAUAAAACUUGAGGGAAACGGUGGCGCUCCCCGUUGGACCAAUCACAGCCCGCCAACUGGACGUUGCCCCCGGAAGCUACGGGAUUGUCCAAUCACCGACGCCCUUUGCGGUGACGCAGCCCGGGAAACUCUCAGUCAAAUGUGCCGGCGUCCCGAGUGCAGCAACAGUGCGAAGGAGGUCCGACGUCUUUACUGAGCUGCUGAACCCUUUCUGGCAGAAUGUGGCGCGUGAGUUUUUUUUCGAUGGCUCUGGCCCUCAGUCUCGUACCCGGGACUGCCGCGGCUCUGAAAGAGGGCGAAUGUGAAGUGUGCGUCACCUUCCUCGGGAAGUUCUACGAGUCGCUGAAGGAGGACGGUGUCAAAUUUAGCAGUGACGACAUCGAGAAGGCGCUCGUGAAGAGCUGCAGGGACGCCACGGGCAAAGACUACCGAUUCUGUGAACACAUCGGAGCGACGACCCAACCACCCAGCAGAAUGAUCGAAAUGGUGACAGUCCGGCUCACCUACCACACUCCAGUGAAGAGCAUCUGUGCGAGGCUGAAGGAUAUCUACGUUGGGAUCUGCAACCUCAAAUACACUACUACUUCCUCUUCCUCCCUCUAAACAGCAGGGCUGCUGCAGUUGAGUCCUCUGAUCUGCAGACCUGCUCGGUGCUGCUGAGAGACGCGACCAGCGCAACAUUUCAUCAUCCCUGACGGUUGUUCUGUUGGAACUGAUUGAAGAAAAAUAGUUUCUAACUCUGACAUCUGUGUCCACAGUCAACUCGAAAUAAACGUGUGAACGGUCUGAUCGCUGUUUGUCUGC
Synchiropus splendidus (mandarinfish) is the source of this 2079-nucleotide messenger RNA. Its product is annotated as mesencephalic astrocyte-derived neurotrophic factor-like. Gene Ontology annotation, biological process: neuron projection development; dopaminergic neuron differentiation. The transcript is spliced from 4 exons. Gene Ontology annotation, cellular component: endoplasmic reticulum. NCBI's taxonomy places the organism in Eukaryota, Metazoa, Chordata, Actinopteri, Syngnathiformes, Callionymidae. The record is from RefSeq and is a predicted model, not a curated record. The coding region runs from base 1495 to 1878 and encodes 127 amino acids.